This is a messenger RNA of Lepus europaeus (European hare), 1071 nucleotides long. RefSeq names its product olfactory receptor 2L3-like. NCBI's taxonomy places the organism in Eukaryota, Metazoa, Chordata, Mammalia, Lagomorpha, Leporidae. Gene Ontology annotation, molecular function: G protein-coupled receptor activity; olfactory receptor activity. Gene Ontology annotation, biological process: G protein-coupled receptor signaling pathway. Gene Ontology annotation, cellular component: membrane. The record is from RefSeq and is a predicted model, not a curated record.
AUGGGGACUGGAGGACAGCCCACGCGGGGUCACCAGAGACUCUGGGCCUGGCCGGGAUUUCCCAGGGCUGCUAAACCCUGUUACCUGUGGCUGCCUCCUGCCCCGUGGCCACAGGCGUCCAUAGUCCAGGACAUGGACCGUGGGAACGCCUCUUCGGCCACGGACUUCCUCCUGGCCGGGCUCUUCCCUGGGUCCCGGCACUCCCUGCUCCUCAAUGCCGCCGUGGUCCUCGUCUACGUCCUGGCCUUCCUGGGAAACGCUCUUCUGAUCGUCCUGAUCCUGGGGGACGCCCGGCUGCACACGCCCAUGUACGUCCUGCUCAGCCAGCUCUCCCUCAUCGACCUGACACUGACCUCCACCAUCGUCCCCAAGAUGGCCACCAACUUCUUCACAGGGGAGAGGGGCAUCUCCUGGGUUGGCUGCGGGACACAGAGCUUCUUCUUCCUGUUGCUGGGGAUGUCUGAGUGCCUCAUCCUGACCCUCAUGGCGUAUGACCGCUACGUGGCUGUGUGCAACCCACUGCGCUACCCCGCCAUCAUGAGCCCCAGGUUCUGCCUGCACAUGGUGGCUGGGUGUUGGGUUGGAGGCUCGGCCAGCUCCUUAGUUCACACAGUUUACCCUCUGCACUUCCCCAUCUGUGGGUCCCGGGAGAUCCAGCCCUUCUUCUGCGAGGUCCCUGUCCUCAUCAAGCUGUCCUGCGAGGACACGUCCGUGUAUCAGUCCGUGGUGGUGGUGACCAGCGUGGUGCUGCUGGUCGUCCCCUUCGGUCUCAUCACAGCCUCCUACACGCUCAUCUUCCUCGCUGUGCUCCGCAUGAGCUCCGUCAAGGGCAGGCGGAAGGUCCUGGCCACCUGCUCCUCCCACCUCACGGUGGUGAGUCUCUUCUUCCGCCCGCCCAAAAUCUUCAUUUACAUGAGCUUCACCUCUUCCCACAGCCCAGAGCAGGACCAGGCGCUGUCUGUGUUCAGCAACGUGCUCACCCCGAUGCUGAACCCCCUCAUCUACAGCCUGAGGAACAAGGAGGUGCUGGCUGCACUCCGGAAGCUGGCGGGGAGGUGUGGGGCUUCCUAG